AGGGUUUAUCGGCAUCCAUCUCACCUCUCGCGACGGCGUUAAAUAGACUGGCGCCUUUCUCAAGCUCACCGAUACCUAUCUCGUCCUAAAUCCCCACCAUCAACGACAGGGAAGGAGCAAGGAACAGGGCGGGAAAGAUGGAGGAUUUGGGAGCUUUCAGGCGAUUUGCAAACCCUUUACUUUUCAAUCUCCAGAAGUUGGAGUUGGAGCUGACUUGCGCCAUAUGCUUAAGACUGCUCAGAAUGCCAAUGUUGUUACCAUGUAACCAUAUGUACUGCAGAUCUUGUAUUACUACUACCACAAGAAAUACACAAGACUGUGCUGUGUGUAAAGCACCUUUUUCUAAACAAGACUUAAGGACUGCAGGCCAUAUUGAAGCGAUUGCACAUAUUUGCAAAAACAUGACUUCUACAGUUAAUGCUGUUGUGAAUCAAGGUCCGCAAGUUGCUAUUUCUGACACAAAGAUGCAUUCAGCAAAUGUAAGGCUAGAUUCUGGCAACAAUAACUUGGCAGAAAAAUUUGGACAACUUACAGAUAUCAUAGAUAAGAAAAGGCCAUGUCAUGUCAAGUCUACUGCAACAUUGUUUGGAUAUAUGAAUCCAUUAGAAAAUAAGUUUGAGGGAAAACUACAUGAACACAAGCUGAAUGCAGAUGAGAAAGUCAGCGAAGAAGCUGAGAUCAAUAAGUUCCUUGCACCAGGGGAUACAUUCAGUCCUCAAUCUUCAGGUUGUCAAAAAUAUUCAGAGAAUGACAGCUAUGAUGGACGAAGUGAACCAACCACUGGACAAUUGCCUAUCACAGAGUCAUUCAAGAGAGCUGCAGAUAAUGAAACCUGCCUGAUGGAAAAUGGCUUUUUGGUCGAGUCAAAAAAGCAAAGGUUAAACAAGGAUAAUGAUCACAUGCACGAAAAACUUAUAAAUUGUGCAUUUUGCCACACUUCAAUAGCCACCGAGGGAUCUGGACCAAUGUUACAUUAUCUUAAUGGAGAACCAAUGCAAGAGGAGCAAGCGUCACAACCCAAUGUCCUGCAUGUCCAUCAAAAAUGUAUAGAAUGGGCACCACAAGUUUAUUUUGUUGAUGAGACUGCUAUGAAUUUGGAGGCCGAGCUGUCACGCGCAUCAAAGAUCAAAUGCAGUCAGUGUGGCUUAAAGGGAGCUGCACUCGGGUGUUACAACAAGAGUUGCAGAAGAAGUUAUCACGUUCCUUGUGCUGAUGAGAUCUCAGACUGCAGAUGGGACUAUGAGAAAUUUCUUUUGCUUUGUCCAAUGCACUCUUCACAUAGACUUCCAUGCGAUAAAUCCACUAACAAGAAAAAGACAUCAGCAAACGCCACAUUAUGCCAUUCCAAUCCGAUGGAUCAGCCUCCGUGCACAAAGCAUUUCGGAGGAACUUGGACUGCAUCUCCAUGUGUAACAAGAGAAUGGAUACUUUGUGGAUCUGCCUUGUCCAGGGAGGAGAAGAACACGCUGAAUGAAUUUGUAACAUUAUCCGGAGCUUCUACAACCAGCGUAUGGAAUUCCAGCAUAACACACGUGAUCGCUGCCACGGAUGAGCAUGGUGCUUGCAGCAGAACGCUCAAAGUUCUUAUGGCCAUCUUGGGUGGGAAGUGGGUUCUACGUGUUGACUGGCUUAAGACCUGCAUGGAGGCUGGUCAUCCAGUGGCGGAGGAACCUUAUGAAAUCACCCACGACAUUCAUGGAUCAUUUGAUGGACCAAGAAAUGGGCGACUAAGAGCUUCUCAAAAGGCACCAAAAGUGUUUUCAAGUCUGUCCUUUUACUUUAAUGGUUAUUUUAUGCCAAACUACAAGAAAUAUCUUGAGACUUUGAUUUCUGCUGCCGGUGGAAGAUUUCUGGAGGGAAGUGAGGUUGUGACAACAACUUUGAUAGUUUAUAGUGCAGAGCCUCCGCAAGGAAGCGACCCAAGUGACCUGAAUGGAGUGAUCAAGAGGAGAAGAGAAGAAGCUGAGAGUUUUGCAGCCAACACUUCCUCUCGGGUGAUUCCACAUACGUGGCUUUUGGAUGCCAUUGCUUCCUGCAAUCUGCCACAAAUUGUGUGAUUGGUCUCAGAUAGAGCCACCGAUGAAAUCUGGAGAUGAAAACUGAUGAGGAUUUCCUUUGCAGCUUGAGGCAAUUCGAAUGUGCUUGAGCAUGAAAUUGUAGCGGAGUUUCUUGUAUUUAUGUAUGGAUCGCAAGACAAACGUGUUCGAUUGUACUUUACCAGUUUUACACGUUAUUUGUUAAUCAUCAUGGUUGUUGCUUAA
Molecule: messenger RNA, 2261 nt
Organism: Zingiber officinale
Lineage: Eukaryota; Viridiplantae; Streptophyta; Magnoliopsida; Zingiberales; Zingiberaceae
Product: protein BREAST CANCER SUSCEPTIBILITY 1 homolog
Exons: 14
Coding region: 138-2057 (639 amino acids)
Biological process (GO): negative regulation of fatty acid biosynthetic process; positive regulation of transcription by RNA polymerase II; double-strand break repair via homologous recombination
Cellular component (GO): BRCA1-A complex; plasma membrane; BRCA1-BARD1 complex
Molecular function (GO): ubiquitin-protein transferase activity
Source: RefSeq, a predicted model, not a curated record